AUGUACAAAGACGAGAAGGAGCCCCCGGAGUCUCGGAGAGUGAACUACAACAAGCAUGUUUGGAGGGAGACACAAUUUGGGAGAAAGAAAUACCACAUGGACAGGCUGAGGUUGCGGAGGCCGUGGGAACGCCUGGCUCUGUGCCUUCGAAGCCAUGCUCUUCACACGUCGUCGACCACUGCAAGGACCGGCGACCCGCUAGCACACAGGCCGCGGGGAGGGCGCCCACGCGCCUGCGCCGUCUACCCCGCGUCGGGCCUGCGGGUCCUCCAUGCGCCUGCGCCGUCUACAGCCUCCGGCCUGCAGGGAGGACCCAGUGGGAAACAGCAGGAGAAAACACACACAGCACAGCUCACAUCUAAGUGGCUGGUUGCUGUGCGGACUUUUGGGUUCCUUCUGCCAGUCCUUGUGGAAUGGAGGGGAGACCCUGGCCCAGAAGUGCCGCCGAGAGGCCCCGCAGAGGAUGAGGAGGAAGGCAGAGGGCACCAUCGGCACCGCCAGCACGCGGCGCGGCUGAGGUCUGCCGGAGGCGCACUCUGGCCCCGGGCCCCGCAGCAAAGGGAAGAACUCUGGCUGAAUCCCAGGGAAGGAUCUCAGCUCCGAUGGGACGUCAGGCCAGAAGAGGUGUGGCUCUUGUGGACCCUUCCUUGCGCCUGGAAGGUUAUAACCAGAUGGACGCGGGAGCCACUGGACACCUGCCCACGAAUCUCAGCCAGGAGAGCGUCAUCCCGGCCUCCGGCCCCCCGGCCGAGGGCUCAGCGCCAGCCACACAGCUGGCACGUAAACGUCGAGGGCGGCACCACGAGCCGAAUGGAAGGAACACGGGCAUUCCAGUUACCGUUGGGGGAGCUGAGCGCCUCGUCUGAUCCUGACUGGUUGUGGGCGUUAAAUCUCAAGGUCACAAUUCCCAGCGCCGAGAUGAAAAAGUGCAGCAUAUGACUUUGUGUUUUAUGUCACAAUACAUAAUUUUCUCUUUUUA
Molecule: messenger RNA, 979 nt
Organism: Suricata suricatta (meerkat)
Lineage: Eukaryota; Metazoa; Chordata; Mammalia; Carnivora; Herpestidae
Exons: 3
Coding region: 1-939 (312 amino acids)
Source: RefSeq, a predicted model, not a curated record